This is a messenger RNA of Labrus bergylta (ballan wrasse), 6694 nucleotides long. RefSeq names its product zinc finger protein 609. The record is from RefSeq and is a predicted model, not a curated record. NCBI's taxonomy places the organism in Eukaryota, Metazoa, Chordata, Actinopteri, Labriformes, Labridae. Gene Ontology annotation, cellular component: nucleus. Gene Ontology annotation, biological process: regulation of transcription by RNA polymerase II.
UGUAUCAGUUCCCACACGAAGAACCCACCGCGGUGCUCAUCCAAAGAAACGGUGAAUUACGGAGGAAUUAACCUGGAUGGUACGCGACUCGCAGUGGGAUUAAUUGUCGGGAAGACCGCGGGAAGGGAAUGGACUUGUGUCGGGCUUGAGACGGCACCGAUUUAAAAAAAAAAAAAAAAUGCCCUCCGGACUGGGUUGUUUUCGAUGUGGACGGUUAUCUCCAAGUGUGAUGGCAGAAGUCCAGUGAAUCGCUGGCCUCCCCUCCUCUCUUGUGUUGGAUGUCUUGGGGGAGUGCUUCUGCCACUGGUUUCUGGUGCUUCACAUUUUCAUAGAGGUUUUUUUAUUUUUUAUUAUUGUAAAUCAAGCCCAUUGCUCUGAUUAGUUCUUUCUUUUAUGGAGUGCACACCACCAUGGACGGAGCGGUGUUUGGAAUAGGAGUGGCUAGUUAAGUCGGACACUAUGUGGUUCAAUGGGACAGGAACGAGUACACCGUGAGGAUUCUCUAACCCCUGCCCCUGAGUCCCAACCGUCGGAGAGGGUGUCGGACCUCACUGAGGCAAUCCUGGGCCGUUGGCACUAAAAUGUCCCUAAGUGGUGGCACUGCAGGCGGGAAAGGUGUGGACUCGAAUGCGGUGGACACUUACGAUAGCGGGGAUGAGUGGGAUAUCGGUGUUGGAAAUCUGAUUAUCGACCUUGACGCUGACUUAGAGAAGGACAAACUUGAGAUGUCUGGCACCAAGGACGGCAUGGCGGCACCACCCAGUGCAGUGGCAGCGUUGCCUGACAACAUUCGGUUUGUUAGUCCCGUGUCUGGCUCUCAAGGCAAGGAGAGCAAAUCCAAAUACAAGCGCAGUAAGAACUCUAAAGACAAUAGUAGCAAAGCUUCAGCAGGAGAUGGGGGCAAAAAAGAAAAUACAGGACGGACUCAAGGGGAGCCAACAGGCACAGCAGCGGGUGCAGGAGCCGCUGGCAACAACACCACCUCUGGAAAGAACAUGGAAAAAGGAGGCAAAGCCUCCAGAGGUGUUUUGGGUGGGAAAAAAGAGAAAGAAGGGGGAACUGGGAAAAGUAAGAAGGACAAAACAGAAAGCGCCCCGGUUGUGGCGAUAGCUGCUGCAGAAAAGGAUGUCGUGUCUCAAGCCCAAGUUGCUUUGGGAAAUAGUCGUAACGCGUCCUUUGAGAACACACAAUCAACAGACUUGGCAGAUGCCAAUCAAAUGGGGAAUAUUGCACUUGAACCUGUUGGGAUAGUACCAGCAUUGACCACAAAAACUGAACCAGAGGAAGUGGAGAAUGGAAAUACUGAAUGCAAGACAUUGAAGAAGGUGAAAAACGAAAAAAUGGAGUCCCCUGUCUCCACGCCAGCCCCUCCCCCUCUCCACCUCCUGGCCACGGUAGGCAACAGUGAGAUCUCCUCGCCGUGUGAGCAGAUAAUGGUGCGCACACGCUCCGUGGCGGUGAACACGUCCGAUGUGGCCCUGGCUACCGAGCCUGAAUGCUUGGGACCCUGCGAGCCCGGCACCAGUGUCAAUCUGGAAGGAAUAGUGUGGCAGGAAACGGAAGACGGCAUGCUGGUGGUCAAUGUUACCUGGAGAAACAAGACAUAUGUUGGCACCUUGUUGGACUGUACACGACACGACUGGGCUCCCCCUAGGUUUUGUGAAUCCCCUACAAGCGAUCUUGAGAUGAGGAAUGGCCGUGGUCGAGGCAAGCGAAUGAGACCCAACAGCAACACACCUAUCAACGAGAACAGCAACUCAUCGGACAACAAGGGCACCACCAACAACAAGACACGGGCUGCCUCUAACAGUAAGGGCCGGAGGGGAAGCCAGACACCAUCAGAGCGUCGCACCCCUCCUAACAGCAACACAGAGGACAUUAAAGCCAGUCCCUCCUCAGCUGGAAAACGCAAGACCAAACCAGCCUCAGACAUGGAACCUAAUUCUAGCUCAGAGGACACCAAAGGCAACAAACGUAUGAGGACAAACUCGAACAGUGGAGGGGUGGGACCAACAGGUCUCCCCAUCCCUUCAAUAAAAACGGAGCCCCUCCCACCUCCUCUUGAUCGCAGCUGCCCCUCUCCUGUUCUUAUUGACUGCCCACACCCUAACUGCAACAAAAAAUACAAGCACAUCAAUGGUCUUAAGUACCACCAAGCGCGUGCCCACAAUGAUGAUGACGUAAAGUUAGAGUUGGAUGGAGAUAGUGAAUAUGGAGAGGAUUCAACUCUCCACCCUGAACCAGGAAACUGUAAUGGAGCAUCCAUCUCCCAGAAAGGAUGCUUAUCCCCAGCACGUUCAGUAACUCCAAAAGGAAGAAACUUUGAUGCUCAAAGUCCUUCACCUUCACCUGGAAAGUUUGGUUCAAAGCAGAGUAAAAAGAAAAUGGCUGAGAUAGAUCCAGAAACUGGUGGUACACCAAUGGAUGGGUGUGAUGAUGGGCUAUGCCUCACUGAUGAGGCCAGCAAUGAUGGUAUAGAUGAUAAGAGGGGAUCAGACAAGUCCAAGAAGGUUACUAAAGCUGAUAAAAUUGCCCAGAAAAACAUGAAGUCCCCAAGGCCCAUUGGCCCUGGUUCUACUGCAUCACAGCAAAUGUACCCUUUUCCUCCGGGAAACCCAAAUUCUUCCCCUGGGCUUACCCCAAUGAUACAAGGAAUCCCCAAGAGUCCCACAAUGAAAGGCACACAGCCUAAACCCCCAGCCAUUGGAGAUCCUGCCCCAAGUGGCUCCAAAGACAAGAAAAAGAAAGACAAGAAGAAAAAAGAUAGUGUGAAGGAGGCUGACAGCCCCAAGCCUUCAGGGAAAGGAGGAAAACUGGAGGAAGGAAAGCUUCCGUACCCUGAACCUCCUGAUCAAGGAAAUAAAGGAGAAGGACUCCUGAAUGGUUCAUCAGAUCCUCAUCAGAGUCGCUUGGCCAGUAUGAAGGCUGAAGCUGACAAGAUUUACAGCUUUUCUGACAAUGCCCCUAGCCCAUCCAUUGGUGUAGCCAGUCGGAUAGAUGGUAGUGGAAUGCCGCAGCCUCUCACACCACUUCAUGGGGUGAACCAGAAUGGUGCUGACAACUCAUCGGUCAAAACCAAUAGUCCAGCAUAUUCAGAUAUUUCAGAUGCUGGAGAGGAUGGUGAAGGGAAGCUAGAAGGUGUCAAAGUCAGGACAGAGGACCAAGCCAUUAGGGAAAGUGUCAAAAAAGCGCUCUUUCCAAACCAGCCACCCAGCAAGGAUUCCCCUUACUAUCCUGGCUAUGAGAAUUAUUACUCACCCAAUUACGUCAACCCCAGUCCCGGUGGGCCAAAUCCAGGCACGCCAGUGGCCGAGGGUCAGGUAAAGAUUAAAAAGGAAGAUGACCUGGAUCAAGUUGAAGAAAAAGUCAAGGUUGAGGUUCAUGAAGACCGCAAACCUGAUGUCAGUGCUCCUGUGCAGCAGCAGCAGCAGCAGCAGCAACUGCAACCGCAGCAGCAACCGCAACCGCAGCAGCAACUGCAACAACCCUCAGUCAUCCAACAGCGAUCCAACAUGUACAUGCAACCUCUUUACUACAACCAGUAUGCCUAUGUCCCUCCAUAUGCUUACCAUCCAGAUCAAGCCUACCAUAACCACUUGAUGAACACCAACCCAGCCUACCGGCAACAGUACGAGGAGCGGCAGCGACAGAUGGCUGAACAGCAUCGGGCUGCUGAGAAAAAGUCAGACGUAGCCAUAAAAGAACGAGAAGCCUCUAUGAAGGAGGAGUGGAAACAGAAGAGCCCAAUGCCACCAAGCCUCUCAAAAACCUCGAGUCAGUCAGACCUUGGAAAGGCACCUCAGCCGCCAGGCAAAUCAAGGGACUCCUCCUCUGAGCCCUCCCCGAAAUCCAUGGGAAGCGUAAAGGGGGAGGACCCAAAGUCCCAGCAAGCUGAGGGGCUAAAGAUGAAGCUGACUGAAGGUGGGCACCAUGGAAAAGAGGACUCCAAGCAAGCACUGGAGUCCAGAGGUCAGGCAGGAAUAGAGCAGGCCAUGUGGUACAGACAGCAGUACCCUGAGAGCCAGAAGUCCCAAUCAGAGGAUGAACACCAGCAACAACAACCUCGAUGGAAAGAUGAAAGGGACAGAGAACGGGAACGCGAUCGUAAAUUAAAGGAAGACAGGCCCAGGCCCAAGGACAGUCAAAGUGGGCCAAAGGAGGAUGGCAAAGAGGGUAGUGAUCUCAGGAUCACUUCUGAGGACCACCGGGUCAUGAGCAAAGACUCUCGUUCUAACCCUCAUAUGCAGUUCUCAUCGCCACUAGCACAGCAUCAGGGCUACAUGCCCUACAUGCAUGGUUACCCCUAUGGACAAGGCUAUGACCCCAACCACCCUGGAUACAGGGGCAUGCCUUCGGUAAUGAUGCAGAAUUAUCCAGGCUCAUACCUACCUGGAGGCUAUCCAUUUUCUCCAUAUGGUGGUAAAAUAGCCGGAGGCGAAGAGGGCAGUGACAAAUCUCGCGUUAGCCCUACUGUCUCCAAAACAGCAACAGACUCCAAAGCUUUGGAUAUCCUGCAUCAGCACGCCAGCCAAUACAAGAGCAAAUCCCCCACAGUAGGUGACAAGCCACCACACGAAAGGGAGAGGGAGCAGGACAGAGGAGCUGGUGGGGACAGAGAUCGUGAAAGGGAGCGUGAGAGGGAAAGAGAAAGAGACGUGGACCGGCCACGAUCCUCACCCUCUCAACGCAUCAUGCCCUCGCACCAUCACCUGGGAUACCCGCUGCUCUCAGGGCAAUACGACAUGUCCUACGCCACGGGUCUCUCCUCAUCAGCUAUUGUUGCCAGCCAACAUGCAGCAACCCCCUCCCUCUACCCACCACCACGGAGGUGAGAACGGGAAACCUGACCGUCACACCUCAACCCUGCAAAGAUUCAUGUGACUGGCUCACAUGUGAAGAGAAUCUCCCGGGUGUUACCUUUUUAGACAUCAGUUGAAUGGUGUUUCUAUCUAUAUUUUUAGUUCUUCUGCCCUGAAGCGAGGCAGAUUGUCUUUUUUUUUUUUUUUCCCUCCUCCCUUCGUAAGUGACUCUGGAUUUUCCCAAACCUCGGACUUUAACAGGACUGGUUCAGGUUCAAAGCCAUCACUCUGCCUCAUCACGCAGAGGAAAACACCCGACCCGCUGGUUAUCUAGUCUUUGCACUGUCAACAAACACAAUGCAAAAAGAGACUAUUGGACUGCCAGAACAGCUUCUUUUCUUGUUUGUUUUUUGACUGCAUUGUUGUUUAUUUUGUCACAAGCAGAAAGAAAUUGGCAGGGCACGUUGGGGGAAUUGGGCGGCUGAUGGGAAAGGGGAGUCAAAGUGAAUGAAAGACUGAAAAGAAAAGUGAAUCAUAUUGAUAUGAUUUCAACUCUACGUCUUUGGCUUAUCGUAUGCCGUGAAACAACAAUAUAUCCUUAACUUGACAAACAUUGGGGCUAUAUUUCAUGGGGAGAGGGAAUAUGGCAACAGCUGCUUUCUUCAGAGACUUAAAGAGCCUGAGACUGAAGUCUUUUUCUUUCUAUUUUUACAUCUUCCAUCUUCAUUGCUGAUCCUCUCCAUCUUCUUUGAACCCUCACUUCUCGUUUCAGGGAUGAUGUCGUCAUGUUUUAUUGCGAAGGGACCGCGCACACCUCAAUGGAGAAUAAACACUAUUCACAUUUCCUUUCCUCGGUAAUACUUCAUAUCAUUGUGUUCAUCCUUGAAUGUGUCUGAUGCUGGUGUUAGCUCGGUUUGUCCUCACUAUGAAAGGCUCACGUCUGUCUCUACACUCACUCAAAUGUUGAAGCCACAAAAGCAAACAUGAAUUCACGGGGCGUUGUCGUCACUGCAUCAGGCCACUUUGUUGUUUUUUUGGUGUUUCACUGUAAGCCGUGUGCUUUGCUCACCAUGGACAGCAUGUUUUAUUGUAAACAAUGUGAAAAUUCAAACCAUGCAUUCUCUUGCUCUAAACAUACUUUAAGCCCACUUUUAGGUGCGUUAAUGUUUGCAUUUGUCCGACAACAGAAAAAAUCGACCAGUGUUAAAUAAUUUUGGGCCUUCUCAGCAUUCAACAUGAGGCUCUCAGAUCAUUAAAGCUGCACAGUUCAUCAGUGUCUUACUGUGCUGCUUAUUUGAAAUUGCUUUGGUUGUCAUGCUGCAAAUUCUCCCCUCAUUAUAUUUGCUUUACCUGUGCAUCGCCAUCAUAUCACACGCCCUUCAUCACAGCAUGCAGUGUGCAAUUAGACCUCUGAAUCGCUGUCAACAUCCCAGAUGUUUUUCAGCGAUUCAACGUCCACUCAAACAGUCAGAUCUUUUUUUAUUUUAUUUUUUUCGUCAGUGAACUGUGAAGUUGGUGCUUCGCUUGCUUGUGUGGCUUCACUAUAACACACAUUCACCUAAGACAGCUGUUAACAUUUUUUUUUUUUUUUAGCAGCUAGCUUUAGAUCAGCCUUUCAAAAGCCAUCAGCUGUGUGUAGUCGCUGCCUGUGCUGUAAGAUGAACCACUGGCACAUUGAACUUAAAGUGCAUGAAAUGACCCCAAAAACCUUUCAGCUGUUAACAAACAUGAACCGAUCAGCUGCAGAAAAUUAUCUCAAGAAGAAAAGAAAAGAAGAAAAAAAAGGAUAGCAUGUACCAGCGAACAGCUUGGAGCUAAAACAUGUGAAAUAGGACCUUGAUCAUGUACACAUGACUCAAACAGGAAGUCGCCCAAUCAGCAGAAAAAAAAAAAAA